AUGUUGAGGGAAAAAAUAAAGGUGGCUGUGUUUGUGGAUGCCUUUGUUCAAAGAGAGGUGGUUUUUGUUGGUGGAAGUGAGGCUAUUUGGGAUGAAAGAAAUGUGAGUGGUGAAGGGUUCAUGUUGUUUAAGAGUUUUGAUGGUGUGAGAGGAGAAACAGGUGUGGGAUAUAUUGAGCAUGAAAGUUGUAGAGAGAAUGAAAUGGGAACAAGAAAUAGUUGGAUGGGUUGGUGGGAAUGA
This is a messenger RNA of Prunus armeniaca (apricot), 240 nucleotides long. Lineage: Eukaryota; Viridiplantae; Streptophyta; Magnoliopsida; Rosales; Rosaceae. The record is from the annotation of a GenBank genome assembly.